CAUGCGUGGUGAGACGGCAGACAGAAAGACCUGUCAAUCGAGAGGAGCACGUCUAUCGUUUUGUGUUCUUUAAUUCUCAGGCGGUUCAGGUGAUAAUCUCCAAAGUGUUUCAGUAUUAUUUGCAACAAACACCAGCAAAAAUGACCGACUCAAAAUAUUUUACCACUACAAAAAAGGGAGAAAUAUUUGAAUUAAAAUCCGAGCUGAACAAUGAUAAGAAAGAAAAGAAGAAAGAAGCCGUGAAAAAGGUCAUUGCUUCCAUGACCGUAGGCAAAGAUGUAUCUGCACUCUUUCCUGAUGUAGUAAAUUGUAUGCAAACUGAUAAUUUAGAAUUGAAGAAAUUGGUUUACCUUUAUCUCAUGAACUAUGCAAAAAGUCAACCAGACAUGGCCAUUAUGGCUGUUAACACAUUUGUCAAGGAGCUCGCAACGUCUCCGAUGCUAAAGGACUGCGAGGAUCCGAACCCGCUGAUUCGCGCUUUAGCCGUCCGCACGAUGGGCUGCAUCCGCGUGGACAAGAUCACCGAGUACCUGUGCGAACCGCUGCGCAAGUGCCUGAAGGACGAGGACCCGUACGUGCGCAAGACUGCGGCCGUGUGCGUGGCCAAGCUGUACGACAUCAACGCGGGUCUGGUCGAGGACCAGGGCUUCCUGGAGCAGCUCAAGGAUCUGCUGUCCGACAGCAAUCCCAUGGUCGUGGCCAACGCCGUGGCGGCCCUGUCGGAGAUCAACGAGUGCAGCCCCAGCGGCCAGACCCUCGUCGAGAUGAACGCGCAGACCAUCAACAAGCUGCUGACCGCACUGAACGAGUGCACCGAGUGGGGCCAGGUCUUCAUCCUGGACUCGCUGGCCAACUACUCACCCAAGGACGAUCGCGAGGCGCAGAGCAUCUGCGAGCGGAUCACGCCACGCCUGGCCCACGCCAACGCAGCCGUCGUACUCUCUGCGGUGAAGGUGCUGAUGAAGCUGAUGGAGAUGCUGCAGUUCGAGUCGGACUUCGUAGGUACGCUGACGAAAAAGUUGGCGCCACCGUUGGUCACGCUGCUCAGCUCUGAGCCCGAGGUGCAGUACGUGGCACUGCGCAACAUCAACCUCAUCGUACAGAAGCGCCCCGACAUCCUCAAGCAUGAGAUGAAAGUGUUCUUCGUCAAGUACAACGAUCCCAUUUACGUGAAGCUGGAGAAGCUGGACAUUAUGAUCAGGCUGGCCUCGCAGGCCAACAUUGCCCAGGUGCUGUCCGAGCUGAAGGAGUACGCCACUGAAGUGGACGUAGACUUCGUGCGCAAGGCCGUGCGUGCCAUCGGGCGCUGCGCAAUCAAGGUGGAGCCGUCCGCCGAACGCUGCGUCGCCACUCUGCUCGAGCUCAUCCAGACCAAGGUCAACUACGUAGUGCAGGAGGCGAUCGUCGUGAUCAAGGAUAUCUUCCGCAAGUAUCCCAACAAGUAUGAGAGUAUCAUCUCGACGCUGUGCGAGAACCUGGAUACGCUGGACGAGCCCGAGGCGCGCGCCUCCAUGAUCUGGAUAAUCGGCGAGUACGCCGAGCGCAUCGACAACGCGGACGAGUUGCUGGAGAGCUUCCUGGAGGGCUUCAUCGACGAGAAUACGCAGGUGCAGCUGCAGCUGCUUACCGCCAUUGUCAAGCUGUUCCUGAAGCGGCCCACCGACACGCAGGAACUCGUGCAGCAGGUGCUCAGUCUCGCUACCCAGGACUCGGACAACCCGGACCUACGCGACCGCGGCUUCAUUUACUGGCGACUACUCAGCACUGAUCCUGCCGCCGCCAAGGAGGUCGUGCUCGCCGAGAAGCCGCUUAUCUCCGAAGAAACAGACCUGCUGGAACCCACGCUGCUGGACGAGCUUAUCUGUCACAUUUCCAGUCUGGCCUCGGUCUACCAUAAGCCGCCCACGGCCUUCGUUGAGGGCCGCUCCGCCGGUGCGAGAAAGUCGCUACCAGCCCGCACUGGCUCCAGUGACGAUUCGGCGGCGCGGGCGCAGCCACAAGCACAAGUUAUCCCGGCUCAGGAUUCGCUGAUCGGUGACCUCCUCAGCAUGGAUAUCGGCGGUCCGCCGAUGGUAACCCCGAGUGCGCCGGCGUCCUCGGGCCUGGAUUUGCUAAGCAGCGGUCUUGACGGCAUCCUGGGAGCACCGGCAGAGGCCAGCCAGCCAGUCGUGUCCCAGACGACCACCGGCCUCUUGGGAGACAUUUUCGGCUUCACGCAAGGCACCACCUCGUAUGUGGCGCCUAAAAUAAACUGGUUGCCGGCGGACAAAGGCAAGGGUUUCGAUAUUUGGGGAACAUUCUCAAGGAAGGCUGGCCAGAUUUACAUGGAUAUGACCUUCACAAACAAAGCCAUGCAACCAAUGGGUGGCUUUGCCAUCCAAUUGAAUAAAAACAGCUUUGGCUUGACGCCUGCCGCUCCGCUACAAGUACCUGGACCUCUGAAUCCGGGCCAGAGCAUCGAAGUCAGCUUGACUUUAGCCACCACGGGGGCGAUCCAGCGAAUGGAGCCGCUUAACAAUCUCCAAGUAGCCAUCAAAAAUAAUAUUGAUGUGUUUUAUUUUGCCUGCAUAGUGCCGAUGAACGUCUACUUCACUGAAGAUGGUCAGCUUGAUAAAAGGGUUUUCCUUUCGACGUGGAAGGACAUUCCUGCUCAAAAUGAGGUGCAGUAUACUUUGACUGGUAUAAUGUUAACAACAGACCAAGUAGUUUCGAAAAUGCAACAGAACAACGUCUUCACAAUAGCAAAGAGAAAUGUAGAAAGACAGGAUAUGUUGUAUCAGUCGUUGAAACUCACAAACAACGUAUGGGUACUUGUAGAAUUGAAAAUUCAACCUGGAAAUCCGGAUAUCCUGUUAUCUCUUAAAUCUAGGACUGCAGAAGUCGCAGCAGCGAUAUUUCAAUCGUACAAUGCUAUUUUAUAUUCAUAAAUUUACAAUCAUUCCAAUGAUAUUCAAGUUUUCUGUAUAUUUGUUGAUGAUGACAUUAUCUAGCGUUGAUGCCUGAUGCGGAAUAAAUUUCUAGACUUAAAUCCUAUUCCAUUUUAAUGGUUUUUUUUAAAUUAUAAUGUAUUAUGAUUAAGGCAUCAAAUUCAGAUAUAUAUGUAUAAAAUAUACAA
Phymastichus coffea is the source of this 3115-nucleotide messenger RNA. RefSeq names its product AP-1 complex subunit beta-1 (gene AP-1-2beta). Gene Ontology annotation, cellular component: clathrin adaptor complex; membrane coat. Gene Ontology annotation, biological process: intracellular protein transport; vesicle-mediated transport. Gene Ontology annotation, molecular function: clathrin binding. The record is from RefSeq and is a predicted model, not a curated record. Bases 141 to 2927 code for a protein of 928 amino acids. The transcript has 11 exons. Lineage: Eukaryota; Metazoa; Arthropoda; Insecta; Hymenoptera; Eulophidae.